AGGCCACGCCCCUUUAUUAUAUGGAUAAAACGCUGAGCAGCAAAGAGUUAAAUUUUGAGCGGGUGCGUUAGGAUAGGGUCAGCCGGAGGUGGGCGGAGAUGUGUGCUUUUGCAGGACUGCAGCAGCUAAUGAUGUCAUCAGUGAAGGUGGAGUGUGCUGUGAAGGACAGUGCUCUGAUUGGUGAAGGGCCUGUAUGGGAGGAGUUUGAGCAAACGCUCCUCUUUGUUGAUAUUGCUGGACAUAAGAUCCAUCGCUGGAGUCCAGCAACUAAUCAUGUCCAGUCAAUGGAAACUGGUCACAUGGUCGGCUUUGCCGUGCCUCGGACUUCAGGUGGUUAUGUCGCAGGUGUGGGUCGCAGCAUCGUGGCUGUUGACUGGGCAACUCAGUCAAUAAGGCCAAUGGUGGAAGUUGAUGAAGACAAACCCAACAAUCGCCUGAAUGAUGGGAAGGUGGAUGUGACUGGACGCCUGCUUGCUGGUACCAUGGGGAUGGAGGAGCGUCCAGCAGUGGUACAGAGGAAGCAGGGGUCACUCUUCGCCCUGACCUCUGAUCUCACUGUCACCAAGCACUUUGACCAGGUGGACAUCUCAAAUGGAUUGGACUGGUCUCUCGAUCACAGGACAUUUUUCUACAUUGACAGUUUGUCUCUGACUGUCGAUGCCUUUGACUAUGACACAUCCACUGGACACAUGGAUAACCGCCGUGUGGUGUACUAUAUGGAGGAGGGGGAAGGACUUCCAGACGGCAUGACAGUCGAUGCCAAUGGGAGGCUCUGGGUUGCAUGUUAUAAUGGAGGGCAAGUCAUCAACAUUGACCCAACUACUGGUGUCAGGCUACAGACAAUUUCUCUGCCAGUGAUGAAGACCACCUCAUGCUGUUUUGGCGGUCCAGACUAUGCUGACCUCUACGUGACUUCAGCCAGCCUGGACUUGGACCAGUCAGAGAGGACACAGCAGCCAUUGGCUGGGUCUACGUUCAGGAUCACAGGUCUGGGGGUCAAAGGGCGUCCUUCCAACCCCUUCUCAGGCUGAUCGAGUUGGAGGACCGAGGAGUGAAAGUCAGCUGAUGACAUUCAAAUCACAGCAGAAACAUCAGAGAACAAUCAAUAUUUUGAUAUCUUUUUUUUUAAUUAACCUGUUCUUUGGCAUGUUGUUUUUGCUGUUGUAUUUAAUCCUCUGUAA
This is a messenger RNA of Thalassophryne amazonica, 1181 nucleotides long. RefSeq names its product regucalcin (gene rgn). Gene Ontology annotation, molecular function: calcium ion binding; gluconolactonase activity; enzyme regulator activity. The transcript has 8 exons. Bases 99 to 1031 code for a protein of 310 amino acids. The record is from RefSeq and is a predicted model, not a curated record. NCBI's taxonomy places the organism in Eukaryota, Metazoa, Chordata, Actinopteri, Batrachoidiformes, Batrachoididae. Gene Ontology annotation, biological process: L-ascorbic acid biosynthetic process.